AUGCCAGCUAAAGGUAAAUACUUCUUCAACGAAAAUGACGACUGCAGGAUAUCAGACCCGCUCUAUGAGAAGUACCGCUAUACGAGCCAGCAGCAUCCACUCCUGCUAUUGCUGCUCUUCAUUGCAAUCGUCUUCUGGACUACUCUAAUUAUAAUCUUUUUUGUCAAUGAUGAAGCACAUGAUCAUCUUGCCUUCAUUAUUGCAGUAUGUGCUGCUCUUGUCCUAUUUGCAGUCAUGUACUUACUUUUAUGUAUUGAAUCCCUAUUUCGGAGAUGGCUAACGUUGUUUGGAGUUACGAUUUGGAUUUGCUUCUUAAUCGUAGGAUAUGUAUCUCUUUUUGAAAAAGAAAAUUAUUAUCAGCUGUGGGAACAGGUGCCGUUCUUUCUAUUCAUAAUCUUCACAGUUUAUACCAUGCUACCCUUUGGGAUGAGAGGCGCUGUCAUAAUUAGCGUUCUUUCUGCUCUGUCCCAUAUUAUUGUUCUAAGCAUUGUGGUAAGCAUGACUUCUCAGGAAAAUAAGGAAUCCAUUCUGUUGCAGCUACUUGCCAACGCUGUCAUUUUUCUUUGUGGUAACUUGAUGGGUGCAUUUCACAAACGCCAAAUGCAGGUUGCUUCGUGGGAUUUGUAUAGAUACACAUUAAAGUGCAUUCAGGUCCGAAUGAAAUUGAAGAUUGAAAAGAGGCAACAAGAAAAUUUGCUUUUAUCCAUACUGCCAGCUCAUAUCUCUAUGGAGAUGAAGCUAGCCAUCAUAGAGCGACUAAAGGAAACUAAUGAUAACAGGCAAAUGCAUGACAAUAAUUUCCAUAGUCUAUAUGUAAAAAGGCACCAAAACGUUAGUAUUCUUUAUGCAGACAUUGUAGGAUUUACUCGCCUUGCAAGUGACUGCUCUCCUAAGGAACUAGUAGUGAUGCUGAAUGAACUUUUUGGAAAGUUUGAUCAGAUUGCAAAGGAGAACGAAUGCAUGAGAAUAAAAAUCCUGGGAGACUGUUACUACUGUGUCUCAGGCCUACCUGUGUCCUUACCGGUUCAUGCCAGGAACUGUGUUAAAAUGGGACUUGACAUGUGUGAAGCAAUAAAGCAGGUGAGAGAAGCCACGGGAGUGGACAUCAACAUGAGGGUUGGUAUUCAUUCUGGGAACGUGCUGUGUGGUGUGAUCGGCCUCCGGAAGUGGCAGUAUGACGUCUGGUCCCACGACGUGUCCUUAGCCAACCGCAUGGAGUCCGCGGGCGUACCUGGCCGUGUACACAUCACUGAAGCAACAUUAAAUCACCUAGGCAAAGCUUAUGAAGUAGAAGAAGGGAAUGGACACCUGAGGGAUCCUUACCUUGAAUCCAUGAAUAUCAAAACCUACUUAGUGGUUGAUCCAAGGUCCAAACAAUCCAUAUCAAAUAAUCAUCUCCCUAAAACGAGAGUUAAUGAUGGGCUGAAGAUGCGAGCAUCUGUUCGGAUGACACGUUAUUUAGAGUCCUGGGGAGCAGCCAGGCCCUUUGCCCACCUGAACCACAGAGAAAGUGUGAGCAGUGACUCUUCAAGUUCACAAGGAAGGCGAAGAAGGGAAAUACCUUUGUGUUCCACUGGACACCAGAGAACUUCCGAUAGAAAUUCAUCGCAGAAGGGAAGGAUAGAGGAAGAUAUUUAUGAUGAAAUGAUGUCAACCAUUGAGGGCCUCAGUUCAACUAAUCCAUGGUGUAGCAAAUCGGAUGACUUCUGUGGAUUUUCAUUGAUUUUUGCAGAACCCAGUCUUGAAAAAGAGUAUCGCACCAUCCCUAUUCUAAAACUGAAGAGUUACUUCGCAUGUGCCAGUUUUGUGUUCCUCUGUAUAUUUCUGAUACAGAUGUUUAUAAUGCCAAAAAAUGCAAAACUUGGAAUUUCCUUUGGCAUUGUUGCAGGCAUCAUUCUACUUAUUUUGUUUGUGUGCUUUGCUGAGAAAUGUACGAAGUGCUGCUCAGAACAGUGGCCUUUUCUUCGCCAUCUUUGUGCUAUCUCUGAAAAGGUGGAAACAAUGCCUUUACUUAGGCUUCCUUUGGCAGCCAUCAUUAUAAGUGCCUUGCUGAUUAUAGCCAUUUUUAAUUUGUAUUAUGCUUACUGCUGCAUAUUGGGGUUCAUCGCUUGCUCGGUAUUUCUUCAAAUGAGCUUCGAACUGAAAGUUCUCCUCCUGUCCAUUGCUGUGACUGUCUACCUCAUCAUUUUUAACACCCUUCAGCAGAGGAACUUGAGCUUCCAUGGCAACAGUACCAGGCUUUUCGUCAAAGAGCCAAGGAUAAUGACUAAUUUAUAUCUGGUUCUGUUUUACAUAACCCUAAUUUUACUUGCAAAACAGAUUGACUAUUACUGUCGACUGGAUUGUCUGUGGAAGAAUAAGUUUAAAAAAGAACAUGAACAGUUUGAAACGAUGGAGAAUGUUAACAGGCUUUUGCUGGAAAAUGUACUUCCAGCACACGUUGCUGCCUAUUUCAUUGGUGAAAAACGGAAUGAGGACUGGUACCACCAAUCUUACGACUGUGUCUGUGUCAUGUUUGCAUCGGUACCAGAUUUUAAGGUGUUUUAUACAGAAUGUGAUGUCAAUAAAGAAGGCCUGGAAUGCUUGCGGCUGUUAAAUGAAAUCAUUGCUGAUUUUGAUGAGCUCUUGUUAAAACCUAAAUUUAGUGGUGUUGAAAAAAUAAAAACCAUUGGAAGCACUUACAUGGCAGCAGCCGGUCUCAGUGUUACACCAGGCCAAGAGAACAACCAGGAUAAGGAAAGACAGCAUGCUCACAUUGGGAUUAUGGUGGAAUAUGGAAUUGCCUUGAUGAGUAAACUGGAUGGCAUCAACCGACAUUCCUUUAACAAUUUCCGCUUACGUGUUGGGAUAAAUCAUGGCCCUGUGAUUGCUGGAGUGAUUGGUGCCCGGAAGCCUCAGUAUGAUAUCUGGGGCAACACUGUUAAUGUUGCCAGCCGAAUGGAGAGUACAGGGGAACUCGGGAAAAUCCAGGUCACAGAAGAAACAAGUAAAAUACUACAGGAGUUGGGAUAUUCCUGUGAAUGUAGGGGACUCAUUAACGUUAAAGGCAAGGGAGAACUGAGGACUUACUUUGUUUGCACCGAGACUGCCAAAUUCCAAGGUAUGGGACUGAACUGA
This is a messenger RNA of Opisthocomus hoazin, 3117 nucleotides long. Lineage: Eukaryota; Metazoa; Chordata; Aves; Opisthocomiformes; Opisthocomidae. The record is from RefSeq and is a predicted model, not a curated record.